Messenger RNA from Panicum hallii, 1379 nucleotides. Its product is annotated as transcription termination factor MTERF8, chloroplastic-like. Gene Ontology annotation, biological process: chloroplast organization; regulation of DNA-templated transcription. NCBI's taxonomy places the organism in Eukaryota, Viridiplantae, Streptophyta, Magnoliopsida, Poales, Poaceae. Gene Ontology annotation, cellular component: chloroplast. Gene Ontology annotation, molecular function: double-stranded DNA binding. The record is from RefSeq and is a predicted model, not a curated record. The transcript has a single exon. Bases 15 to 1238 code for a protein of 407 amino acids.
UCCAGCGUCCAAGCAUGCUCGCAUCCGUCUGCCGGCGGCGGCUCGCCAUCCCCCUGCCCCAAAUCCUCGCCGGAGGCGGAGGCGGCGGCUGCACGAACCCCGUUCGGUCCAGCCCCGUCGCCUUCCUCCUCUCCCACGGCUACUACUCGACCGCCGUCGCGGCGGCCCCCGACCCCGAGCCAUGCCCCGCCACGGUCUCCUACCUGGUCUCCUGCGGCCUCUCCCCCGCCGCCGCCGCCGCCGCCCGCUACGUCCGCAUCCGGGACCGGGACCGGGCCGACGCCGUCCGGGCCCUCCUCCGCGAGUACGGCUUCUCCGAGGCGGAGGUCACCCGCACGGUGCGCCAGGACCCGGUGCUCCUCAACUUCGAUCCCGACCGCAUCAUCCGCCCCAAGCUCGACUUCUUCCUCUCGCUCGGCUUCGAACCCCGCUUCCUCGCCGCCGAGCCCCACAUCCUGGCGCGCAGCCUGGACAACCACCUCGUCCCCUGCAUCGAGUUCCUCCGAGGCAUCCUCGGUUCCGACGACAGCGUCCGCACGGCGGUCUGCCGCGUGCCCCGCGCGCUCUUGGUCGACCUCGACAACAACAUGCGCCCCGCUGUGGAAGCGUUCCGCCGCCACGGCCUCCCCGAGGAAUCCAUCGCCAAGCUCCUCCUCAUCCACAUGGGCGUGCUCAUGGUACCCCUCGACCGCAUCGCCGAGGCCUUUGAUGACCUCAAGGAGCUCGGCCUGAGCGUCACGGACACGGCCUUCCUCUACAGCUUCCGCGUGAUGUGCAGCCUCAAGAGGGAGACGUGGGUGCGCAAGGUGGCGCUGUACCGGAGCUUCGGGGUGUGCGAGGCUGACCUGCUCAGGGCGUUCAAGACGCAGCCGACCAUACUGCUCGUCUCCGAGGAGAGCGUAAAGAAGAAGUUCAGGUUUUACCUGGACGUGCUGAAGCUUGAGAUAGGUGAUGUGAUGGCGCAGCCAAUGACUCUGUCAUUGAGCUUGGAGAAGAACGUCAUGCCAAGGUGCGCCGUGCUGAGCCUGUUGAUGAGGGAGGGCAAAAUUGAGCAGAAAAUGAAGUUGCUUUCAGCAUUGCUCAGCAAUUCUACGGUCUUCUCGGAGAGGUUCGUGUGGAAGUAUGCUAAGGACGUGCCUGAUGUUGUUAAGGCAUUUGAGGGUAAGAUUAAAUUUCAAGGAUUCGGGGAUCGGGAGUUUGAACUUUUGUCACACCACAUGACUGGAGCCAAAAGCUGAGUCUUCUGGAACGAAAUCAUGCUUAUGUUUAGGCGGUUAGGCUAUACAAUGUCAUUAUUAAGAUCAAGGCAUGUUGUAAUUCUAACUUUGUUCCAUUCAUAGUAAUGCAAAAGUCCAUUUUGGGGGCUAUGUUGACUGUUA